AUGGAAGAAGUGUCAAAGUCAUCUUUUCAAAAUAAUAUAAGGUGUAUAAAAAAGUUAAAUGAUAAUAAUGUAUAUACAGAUGGUGUAUCAAAAUACACAGAAAUAAUAAGAAUUUCACCGUUGUUAGUAUUUAUUUGUGGUGUUGUACCACCAUUAUUUGGUUCAAUAGUAUCUAUUUCACUUGCUCUUAUAUUUCAUAACUCUGCUAUAAGUAAUUAUCAUUGGCAAUGUGGAAAAGCAUUUUUACCAUCAUUAUCAAGAAUUAUAAAUCUUCCUAUUGAAAGAAUAUUUUGGCAAAUUCUUAUUUUAAUGCAUGUACCAAUACGCUUUCUUGAAAUAUGUGUACAGACUGAUAGAUAUGGCAGAUUUGAAAAUGUAGUUAAUGGAAAAUCUAAACUACAUACUAUAUUAAUCAAAAUAUAUACUAUUUCUGGGUUAUUAGAACUUGUUUUUAUUGGUUUUUUAUCGGUAAUAGGAGAAAGGGAAAAUGCACAACUUCAUGUAAUAUGUUUUUAUUUUUUUGGUAUUUUUGGAAUAACAUUUAUGAUAACAAAUACAAUUCUUCAUAGAAAAACACUAUAUUAUUGUAAACCAUAUGGAAUAUCUUCAUAUAAAUUAAAAAUUAUAUUUUUAUCUAUAUAUUGUACAAUUGCUCCAAUAAUGAUAUUUUCAUUUUAUUUAUAUUUCACAAAAUGUACAAAAUAUGCCUAUGAAGUAUUUGCGUUAUGUGAAUAUUUUGAAGUAGUGAUAAAUAUACUAUUUCAUUCAACAGCUUAUUUAGAUAUUAAAAAAAAAAUUGUUUUAUGUACACGUUAUGUAGAAAAAAAGUUUUUAAGUAACAAUAAUUUAAUUAAUUUUUUUCAAAUUACUAUAUACUUUUUUACAUCUGGAUUAUAUCUUUGGCAAUUUAUAAUAACAUGGAAAUGUAUGAAAUUUUUUGAAAUUGUUAAAUAUCAUCCAACAUAUUGUGCUGUAUCAAUGCCACCAGCAUACCUUAAUCAACUUUCAUGGCAAACAAAUAAUAAUAAAAUUAAUUCAUUAAGUUCUAUAUCUGUUAUUGGAAGUAAAGCAUUUGAAAAUGAUAAUUUUUAUACAUUAAAAAAUAAUUUACAUGAAUAUCAGAAUGAACUUAAUCAUUAUGAUGAGAAGACAGAAAAAUUUUAUAAAUCAUUCAUUGACAUUAAUUUAUUAUAA
Strongyloides ratti is the source of this 1194-nucleotide messenger RNA. RefSeq names its product Frag1/DRAM/Sfk1 family-containing protein. Gene Ontology annotation, biological process: GPI anchor biosynthetic process. The coding region runs from base 1 to 1194 and encodes 397 amino acids. The transcript is spliced from 5 exons. NCBI's taxonomy places the organism in Eukaryota, Metazoa, Nematoda, Chromadorea, Rhabditida, Strongyloididae. The record is from RefSeq and is a predicted model, not a curated record. Gene Ontology annotation, cellular component: Golgi membrane; endoplasmic reticulum membrane.